Messenger RNA from Belonocnema kinseyi, 397 nucleotides. RefSeq lists its product as uncharacterized. The coding region runs from base 32 to 397 and encodes 121 amino acids. The transcript is spliced from 3 exons. The record is from RefSeq and is a predicted model, not a curated record. Lineage: Eukaryota; Metazoa; Arthropoda; Insecta; Hymenoptera; Cynipidae.
UUGAUUUAAGAAGCUUUAAAUAUUAACGGAAAUGCGACGUUUAAUUUUAUUCUUGCUAUGCUAUUUCAUUUAUAAAAGUGAAUGCGGAAAGCAUUUACAUAACCUUACAUGGGAGACAGCCAGGGAAAGAUGUAUCUAUAAAAGAAUCUGGAUCGAUAGAGCUAAUAGUGAUAAAAACGCUUUUAUGUUUAAAUGUCUUUGGAUGCCAGAUUAUAUAUACUGGUCUAGAGAGGCCGCUCUUGCAGAUGGCUGGUGCGUAAUGGAUAAUAAAAAAAAGCAAGAUAAACACUUCGACUGUGUAAAAGAUAUGAAAGAUGUAAAACAGCGAAAAGAAGAUAUACCAAAGCCGCCAGAAAAGCCAGAGCCAAAACCAAAGAUAAAGUCAAAACUGAAAUAA